UCGUUAGAAAAGGACUUGAAGGGCGAACUGACCGGCAAGUUUGAGGACUUGGUCCUGGCCAGCUUGAUGGAUCCCGCAGAAGUGCAAGCCAAAGCCUGUUUAGACGCAAUAGACCGCCUCGGUACCAAGGAGAUGACCCUGAUCCAGGUCCUUGUACCCUCAACCAACGCUGAACUGGCUCAAAUCCGAGAGGCCUACAAGUGCAUGUUCAACCGAGAUCUGGAGAAGGAUAUCAAGGGAGACACCAGCGGGGACUUUGAGCGCGUUCUGGUCUCUAUGCUUCAGGGUUGUCGUGAGGAGUCACUGGUGGCGAAUCCACAACAGGCUGCAGCAGAUGCUGACACACUCUACCAUGCCGGAGAAAAGCGCAUCGGUACGGAUGAGGCUGCAUUUACAUGUAUCCUUACGCAACGCAGUUUCGCACAAAUUCGGGAGAUAGCAAAAUGUUAUCAGCAGAAAUAUGGGAAGCCGCUCAAAAAGGUUGUUAAGAAGGAGACGUCUGGCUACUUCGAGAAGACUUUCGUAGCAAUCCUUAAAUACGCCGAGGACAAGAAUAAGUUGUUUGCAAAGUGGUUCCACGAAACUAUGGCUGGCGCAGGCACCAACGACGAUGACCUCAUUAGGCUUGUACUCGUCCGUUCAGAGUUGGAUCUGGAAGACAUCAAACGGGCAUAUCAGGCCAAGUACAAAAAGAGUCUUGCAAAGGCCAUUGAAGGAGACACGUCGGGUGACUAUAAACGCAUGCUUCUGGCCCUCGUCAACUGA
Dibothriocephalus latus is the source of this 765-nucleotide messenger RNA. The record is from the annotation of a GenBank genome assembly. Lineage: Eukaryota; Metazoa; Platyhelminthes; Cestoda; Diphyllobothriidea; Diphyllobothriidae.